Zasmidium cellare ATCC 36951 is the source of this 1494-nucleotide messenger RNA. RefSeq lists its product as uncharacterized. The transcript is spliced from 3 exons. The record is from RefSeq and is a predicted model, not a curated record. Gene Ontology annotation, biological process: transmembrane transport. Lineage: Eukaryota; Fungi; Ascomycota; Dothideomycetes; Mycosphaerellales; Mycosphaerellaceae. The coding region runs from base 1 to 1494 and encodes 497 amino acids.
AUGGACUCCUUCAUCAAGGCCAUCCGCAGCCCGGGCGCCAUGCUGGGCGUCACAGAGACAGCGCCAAGUCGAAUGCCAAGAGACGGCGACAAGGCUGCGACGAUACCAGACAGCAGCACUCUGAUCAAGACCGACCCAGGCUACACCCUAGCCAAGAAAGAGAAGCUCUUGGACCGCUGGCUCGACAACAUCGUCCGAGCAUCGGGCUCUACAAUCGUCUUCAGCUGCAUUCAGCUCGGCCUUUGGGCGUGGGUCUUUGCGGGCGCUGGUGUGGCCCACGAUCCGCUCUGGCCGGUAUUGAUUUCGGAUGUGCAGGCCAUCCUCAGCUAUGCGUUUGAUUCGUGCUUGAUGCGGCAGCAGUUCAAUGGGUACUAUGAGAGCCUCACUGUUGCGGCUGAGAUUCAAUCGCGCGGGUUGAGUGUGAGGCGCAUGUUCAGGGAUCUUGCUGGACAGGUCGGACCUGAGGGGAUUGAGAAGGCUUCUCUGGCGGCGGGAAGGCUUGAGAUGUCUGAGUUUCAGUUGCCGGAGCCGACGAGGUGGACGAAGGCUAUUCAGGGGCUGGCGAGUAUCAUCGGACAUGUUGGGUUCGUUGUCUUUUACUGGGCUACAAUUAUCCUGUGGUUGGCAUUCGGCCCUGCGAACGACUGGAGCAAUCAAUGGCAGCUCGACAUCAACUCAGCGACGAGUGCGCUAAUGGUAUUCAUCUUCUCAUUCCUGGCGAUCCUCAGAGAGCGACAUUCCGACUACAUCCGGGCAUGCAUCGACGCCAUCUACCGCGUCGACUCGACCCUAGAACUCAAGCUGCGCGUUGUCACCAACGACCAAGCCGGCAAUCUACCCGUCGUCAUCCCGGCCUUGAGAAUGAAUCGCGUGCAACGGAUCAUCACGUACUACGCCGAUGUUGUUGGUGCUCUCACGGGAGUCGCACUGCUGAUUGUCGUCUUCGUCGCUUGGCUCGCCAUUGGACCAGUGCUUAACUUCGAUACCAACUGGUGGCUUUUAAUCGGGACCUACGCCGGCCUCGUUGGCCUUAUCGAUGGCUUCGUUCUGCGAAAUGUUCAGACCAAACUCCAAGGCCACGAAGAACCCCAAUACGUCAAGAUCGACGUGGAGGAUCGCGAGCUCUUCGCAUCACUAAACAUACCGCAACCAUCCCCCGAGCCUCUCAAUGUCCGACGUAUCAGCUUCAGAGUCUCGCAGGCUAUGGGCAGGAUCUGUGGUCAUGAAAUCAUGGUCGUGGCAGGUCUACUGCUCGUGUUCGGACUCUUAACGGGAGCGAGCGUGAUGCGUUGGAGCGAGACGGGACAGUUGCUCUGCAAUAUUCCGCCCAGUGUGAUUGAGUCUUUCUUCAUGAUCAUUCUUAUUACUGGGCAUAACGCUAUCGAAGCGCAGCGGAGGGUCGAUCUUAAGAAUAUCUUUGAGAGGCGAUCGAAGCUGUUGUCAGUUGUGGAUGCUGCGAGUGGUCUUCCCCCCGACUCGUCACUCUUUGCGUAA